GAGGCUGCAGAGUGUGAAGAUGGCCAAAGCCGUGGCUUCCUAUGACCAGCUGGCCCACCAGGUGGAGGCGCUCCGGAAGGAGAACUCCCACCUGAGGAGGGAGCUGGAGGACAACUCCAACCACCUGUCCAAACUGGAGACCGAGACCACCGGCAUGAAGGUCAGUCUGGAUACACCAACCCCCAAGACCACCACACUCAAUACUGCCAACACCACCGACACACAGAUGUUGAAGCAGCUGCAGAGUAAACUGGAGCAGGAGGCGGGAACGCUGGCCUCGUCCGGGAGGAGCGACGUGCUGCACCAACUCAAAGAGCUCCACAUGGACCUCACCAACUACUACGAACUCAAACACCAACCUCACAACCUGAGGCUGCUUACAGACAGCAUGGGAGGGGCGGGGCUAACAGGUGUUGGUGGAGGGGUGGAGCUAGAUGCUUGUCUGGCUUUGCCUCCUUCCUCCUGCUCCUCCUCCUCGGCGGCAGGCAGAGCAAGAAGUCCGCUGAGAGCGUCAUCACGUAUGAGCGCAGCAUCUGGUGGCGAGGCCGCCGCCGUAAUGAUACCCCAUCACUUCCUGGACGGAGCCCCACCCAAAACAGCUGUGAUUAGCGGUGCGGAUGGUCGACAGAGCGAUCAUCACCUGGAGGAGCUGUACAAGGAGAGGAACCUCCUGCUGGGGGAGAUCGACCGCGAGGAGAGGGAGCGCUGCUGGUACUUCAGCCAGCUGGAGGCGCUGUCACAGAGACUGAACCAGCUGCCUCGCAUUGACACGUUUUCUCUGCAGAUGGAUCUGAUUCGGCAGCAGCUGGAGUUUGAAGCCCAGCAAGUUCAGUCUGUGAUGGAGGAACGCUUCGGCACCAGCGACGAGGUGGUUCAGAGGACACAGAUCCGUGUUGCUCGUCUGGAGCAGCUGGAGAAGGAGCUGCAGGAGGCCCGAGGGAGUCAGGAGAGCCAGCUACAGGUCAGACAUAUGCAUUAACACACAGCACAGAUCACUGAGUCACUCUGAUUUUAUUAAAGCAGGUUCAUCUGUGUUUCCU
Molecule: messenger RNA, 1040 nt
Organism: Micropterus salmoides (largemouth bass)
Lineage: Eukaryota; Metazoa; Chordata; Actinopteri; Centrarchiformes; Centrarchidae
Product: adenomatous polyposis coli protein 2-like
Exons: 6
Biological process (GO): positive regulation of protein catabolic process; negative regulation of canonical Wnt signaling pathway; cell migration
Cellular component (GO): beta-catenin destruction complex; cytoplasmic microtubule; catenin complex
Molecular function (GO): gamma-catenin binding; beta-catenin binding; microtubule binding
Source: RefSeq, a predicted model, not a curated record